Molecule: messenger RNA, 1719 nt
Organism: Paraphaeosphaeria sporulosa
Lineage: Eukaryota; Fungi; Ascomycota; Dothideomycetes; Pleosporales; Didymosphaeriaceae
Product: alpha/beta-hydrolase
Exons: 3
Coding region: 1-1719 (572 amino acids)
Source: RefSeq, a predicted model, not a curated record
AUGACAUCGCCCGCCAUCAACUCAUUCGACUCUUUCCCGCAAUAUGCAUUCCGACAUAGCAAACUUGGAGAGAUCAUUGGACUUGCCCGAGGAAGCGAUGUUGUCCAAUUUCGUGGAAUCCCGUUUGCUGAGAUCCCUGCCCGAUUCCGUCAGUCGCGUCUCUUAGAAUCGCUACCACGACAGCCAUUCGAUGCUAGAAAAUCUGGCGCGUACUGCCCACAACCGUUGCUGCCGUUCCCACCAUACUGGGAAGGUGAUGUCCCAGCGGAUUGCCCGAAAUUGCCAGCAGCGCCACAGGACGAAUUCGACUGUCUGAACCUCAACAUUACUGUGCCCCGGGAUGCUCUCGAGCACUCACCCCUGGAGCGCCUUCCGGUUCUCUUCUUCAUUCAUGGCGGAGCCUUCAUAGGAGGAAGCCAGUCUAUUCAACUCACUGGACGUGAAAUCUACGAUGCGACCAACCUUGUACGCGCAGCCAUCGCCCGAAAACAGCCCAUCGUGGUUGUCAGCUGCAAUUAUCGCGUUGGACCGCUAGGCUUCCUUGCAUCCAAGGAGCUCGUGGCUUUCAACCAGGCUCACGAUGAGCCAGUGGGGAACUACGGUCUCCACGAUCAGCGCCAGGCACUUGAAUGGUGUGACAAGUUCAUCGCAGGAUUUGGUGGUGAGCCUAAAAAUGUCACUAUCCAGGGUACCAGUGCGGGAGGCAGCUCAGCACACUAUCAGAGCAUUUUCCCGGGGCGCAAAUUCAGAAGGGCGAUCCUAGCAAGUGGCACACUGACCGGUAUUGGGCCUAUGUCCUUGGAAUAUCAGCAGAGAAGCUACGACAAAUACGUAUCUCGGUGUGCUGAGGCAUCAACUGCCUCUGAUGUGGAUACAGUUGCGCUUCUACAAUCGAUUACAGUGAAUGACAUGGUGAAGCCAGUUUCGGACAGCAUAUGGCAUCCAUUGAUCGACGGCGAGUGGAUUCCCGGGGCAACAAUGGAGAAGGUAUGCAAAGUGUACAGCGACGGUUCUGCUCCUGAUCUGAUGGUGGGAGCUUGCGAUUUCGAGGCCGACCUCACGCAGCUCCUGCUAAUGGAAGACAUGAUCUCCAAGAAGCCGGCAUCUGAUGCGAAGAUGCGCGAAAAAAUACACGACCUUACCUCGUCGAAUGGCAUGAUAGUCGCACCGGAGAAAUUCCCAGAUGCGUAUCCCACUAUCACGGACCUGUAUGAUAUCACAUCUUCCCUAGAACACCCUUCUUCUGCCAUGCAUAGAUGGGCCGAUAUCUUGGCCGACAUUGCGUUCCGCAUUCCUGGACUCCAUAUCGCUGCGCACCAUCCCGCCGACGUCCUGGUCUACGAGAUUCAAUGCAAGAACCCAUAUCCCUUAUGGAACUGGUCGUUCGGCCGCGCCAAUCAUGCUGUCAACGAUCUGUUUCUUUUUGAUGUAGCCCCGGACCUCGUGUCUGGAGAUUUGCAGGAUGCGCAUGCCGGGAAUGUGGCGCAGAUCCGCGCUGCAUGGCUUGACUUUUGCUAUGGCAAGCUACCCUGGGAGCCAUAUCGGAUGGGUGGCGACGAGCUAGGACCAAUGCACAUUUUCGAUCAUGGAACUAAGGGACGAGAUGGCCAGACUCUAGAGCAGGCGAUAGGUGAGACGUUGGCACGGAAAUGGAGAGCCAUUCUAGAGGCCAACCAAAGGUUACUGGAAGAAGAUGGUUUGGCUACAAACAAUAUAUAG